Andrographis paniculata is the source of this 4404-nucleotide messenger RNA. RefSeq names its product kinesin-like protein KIN-7N. NCBI's taxonomy places the organism in Eukaryota, Viridiplantae, Streptophyta, Magnoliopsida, Lamiales, Acanthaceae. Gene Ontology annotation, biological process: microtubule-based movement. Gene Ontology annotation, molecular function: ATP binding; microtubule binding; microtubule motor activity. The record is from RefSeq and is a predicted model, not a curated record. The transcript has 20 exons. The coding region runs from base 258 to 3920 and encodes 1220 amino acids.
UAACAACCACCGAGUCCUCUUCUUCUUGCAGAACUUUUGGCGCCAGGCGGUCGGGAAGUUUAUUUUGCCUACCAGCUAUGAAAAUGCACAUGUUCGAGGUGUCUGAAAUGUUUUGCUGAUGUUGGAAAUGAAAAAGGAAUCCCGCCCGUUGGACUGACUUGUCACUGACCGACUAACAUUGCCCUUUUCUUCAAAUCCACACCUGAAUACUGAAUAGUUGAAGAAAUCCAAUCGAAGAAGAUCUGCGUGGAGAAACAAUGGAGAAGAUUUGUGUGGCAGUAAGGUUGAGGCCAUCUGCCAGCGAAGAUUCUGUUAACGCAUUCAACUGGAAAGUCGAUUCCAAUCGUGUUUGCCUGCACAGAUCUGAUGGCCCUCCCGUUUCGGGGCUUUCCUUUGCUUUCGAUCACGUUUUCGAUCAAGAAUGCAGUAAUGAAACUGUAUAUGAUCGUAUGAUUAAGGGCAUUACUGAUGCUGCAGUCGAGGGAUUUAAUGGUACUGCAUUUGCUUACGGCCAAACAAGCAGUGGAAAGACCUUUACCAUGAAUGGUUCAGAAAACAAUCCGGGAAUUAUCCCUAGAGCUGUCAAAGAUAUAUUUGGAAAAAUCCAGGAGGCAACUGAUCGGGAGUUUCUAAUUCGAGUUUCCUACAUGGAAAUUUACAAUGAAGACAUUAAUGAUCUCUUUGCAUUAGAGAAUCAGAAGCUUCAAAUUCACGAGAGUUUGGAGCGUGGUGUGUUUGUUGCUGGACUUCGCGAGGAAAUUGUUAACAAUGCUGACCAAGUGCUUAAUCUUAUCCAGCUUGGAGAAGCUAACAGGCAUUUUGGUGAAACGAACAUGAAUGCUCGCAGUAGCAGAUCACACACUGUUUUUAGAAUGGUAAUUGAAAGCAAAGCAAAGUACAAUAAGUCAAGUUUGGAUGAUGCAAUUCGUGUCUCCGUCUUGAAUUUAGUUGACUUAGCUGGCUCUGAAAGAGUAGCUAAAACUGGUGCCGGGGGUGUUCGUUUAAAGGAAGGGAAACACAUUAACAAGAGCUUAAUGAUUCUUGGAAAUGUAAUCAACAAAUUAAGUGAGGGUGGAAAGCAAAGGGGUCAUAUUCCUUAUCGGGACAGUAAGCUUACUCGUAUUCUUCAACCUGCACUUGGUGGUAAUGCCAAAACUUCAAUAAUUUGCACCGUUGCACCAGAGGAGAUUCACAUAGAAGAGUCAAAAGGAACACUCCAGUUUGCUAGCAGAGCAAAGAGGAUUACAAACUGUGUUCAAGUGAAUGAGAUAUUGACAGACGCUGCGUUGUUAAAGAGACAAAAACUAGAAAUAGAGGAACUUCGAAGUAAGCUUCAGGGUUCACAUGCAGAAGUGUUAGAGCAAGAAAUUUUGAAACUGAGAAAAGACAUGCUCAAGUAUGAACUGGAGCGGGAAAAGCUGGCUGCCGAACUAGAAGAGGAAAGAAGAUCCCAAAAAGAGCGGGAUCAAUGCAUCAGGGAGCAGCAAAUGAAAAUUGACAAUCUUAGCAACCUGGUUACUUUGUCAGAAUCUGAUAGGAAUCUUGCCCAAGAUGAUGUAAAAGCACAUGUUCAAGCCAGAAGUGCCAAUUCUCAGAGCACUUGCCAAGAGGAUACUUUUAGUACCCCUUGUUUUAAAGCUCCUCCUAAGGGGUUUGUUGCAAGGAGAACAGACUAUUCAAUGUUACCAGAAUGUAGCCCACUUCCAGAUGUACUUGGUGAUUUUGCUGAUGAAGACACAUGGAUGAAAAUGAACAAGGGUUUCAUAGCUGACCUUGAUUCACUUCAUAUGACUCCUGCAAGGAAAGUUCAAUCAUUUCCAUUCAGUGAGGAUAGCUCAAUGGAGAGUUGCAGUAAAGAGAUGCAAAACCUUCAUAUGCAACUAAAAAUUGUUACAGAGGAAAGAGAUGAAGUCAAGAGAAAGUAUGAUGAACAGGCCUUAAUCAAUAACCAGUUAGCAAGAGACGUAGCUGAUCUCCAAAAAGAAAUAGAGCAAAUUCGAGUCAUUCCAAAAAAGUUACAUGAAACAGUGGCAGAUUGCAAAGACAUUUACAAGGAUGUUUUUUCUAUAUUACAGCAGAACUACGUAUCUGAUGACCUGUCUGCAACUGCUCAAAUACUCUCUACAACAAGUGAAGUUGGUACUUCUCUGUUUUCAACUCUAGAAUCUCAUCUAUUAAUGGCUGUGGAUGGCAAGAGGACUUCCUUGAAUGAUAAUUCUAUUAGAGAGCAGUGCAACAUGCUCCACCAGAAGCUGCGCAACACAGUUUCUUCCUUGAUAUUGUCAGAUACGCCAACCUUGAAUGAUGGAGAUAGCAAAGACUAUUCUAUAUGCAGCAGCAAAAUUAAGGGUUCUUUGGGAGAGCAAAUUGCUUGUUGGAAGCAGGCACUAGAAAAUGAGGUCAAAACAAUCAAACAGAAGUACAAAGACUUGGAGGAUGAGUUGAAUGUGACCAAUCAGCUUCUUAAGGUCUCUGAGGGAAAAUAUAAUAGCUUGGAAAGGGAGUUCCAUCUUCUGAAACAAGAUCGUGAUGCGGCACUAAAGAGUAUGGCCGAUUCUUCGCAAAUGUUAGAGCAGAUUACUGCUCAAAAGGAGAAAGCUUUGAAGGACCUAAGCACUGAAAUAAAGAUGAGGAAAACACUUGAAGAAGAUCGUGAUGCAGCACUAAGGAGCAUGGCCGAUUCUUCGCAAAUGUUAGAACAGAUUACUGCACAAAAGGAGAAAGCUUUGCAGGACCUAAGCACUGAAAUACAGAUGAGGAAAAUACUUGAAGAAGAUCGUGAUGCGGCACUAAAUAGUAUGGCCGACUCUUCGCAAAUAUUAGAGCAGAUUACUGUGCAAAAGGAGAAAGCUUUGAAGGACCUUAGCACAGAAAUACUGAUGAGGAAAACACUCGAAGAAGAUCGUGAUGCGGCACUAAAGAAUAUGGGUGAUUCUUCGCAAAUGUUAGAGCAGAUUACCGCGCAAAAGGAGAAAGCUUUGAAGGACCUUAGCACCGAAAUACAGAUGAGGAGAACACUUGAAGAAGAUCGUGAUGCGGCACUAAAGAGUAUGGCUGAUUCUUCGCAAAUGUUAGAGCAGAUAACUGCACUAAAGGAGAAAGCUUUGAAGGACCUUAGCACUGAAAUACAGAUGAGGAAAACACUUGAAGAAGAUCGUGAUGCGGCACUAAAGAGUAUGGCUGAUUCUUCGCAAAUGUUAGAGCAGAUUACUGCACAAAAGGAGAAAGCUUUGAAGGACCUUAGCACUGAAAUACAGAUGAGGAAAACACUUGAAGAAGAUCGUGAUGCGGCACUAAAGAGUAUGGCUGAUUCUUCGCAAAUGUUAGAGCAGAUUACUACACUAAAGGAGAAAGCUUUGAAGGACCUUAGCACUGAAAUACAGAUGAGGAAAACACUUGAAGAAGAUCGUGAUGCGGCACUAAAGAGUAUGGCUGAUUCUUCGCAAAUGUUAGAGCAGAUUACUGCACAAAAGGAGAAAGCUUUGAAGGACCUUAGCACUGAAAUACAGAUGAGGAAAACACUUGAAGAAGAUCGUGAUGCGGCACUAAAGAGUAUGGCUGAUUCUUCGCAAAUGUUAGAGCAGAUUACUACACUAAAGGAGAAAGCUUUGAAGGACCUUAGUACUGAAAUACAGAUGAGGAAAAAACUCGAAGAAGAUCGUGAUGUGGCACUAAAGAAUAUGGCUGAUUCUUCGCAAAUGUUAGAGCAGAUUACUGCACAAAAGGAGAAAGCUUUGAAGGACCUAAGCACUGAAAUAAAGAUGAGGAGAACACUUGAAGAAGAGAUCAAACAGUUUCGUAUUGCAUUUGCUUCUCGACAGAGGUCACUAAUCUCUAUGCAAAGUGACCUCAAAUCUAUUUUCGAGACCAUGAAAGUGCAGAACCACCCAGCUUCACUAUCCAAAUCUUAUGGAUCUUGAUAAAACUGGAGUGCUGCCUCCUUUCAAUCCAAGCUUUUCCUGGUCAAAUGCAAAUGUGCAUUGCCAAUGAUAUAAUAGAUUUAUGCUUCCCGGGCGUCCUUUCAACUUAUAGCUCUAAGGCUUCAUUCCCAUGGCUUAAUCAGGUGCUCAUUGGUUGCUUUUGUUUUAUAUAAGUGCAACCAUAAAUGUUGGAAAGUAAAUACGUUGACAGAUGUGAAGGUGAACACCACUGGUUACUAAAAUUUAAUUCUGUAUGUAUGCUAUGUGUUUGUGAAGUAGCUUUCAUGGGGCUGUUAUCUUAUCAUUUGUGAUCAUUGUAAUUGCACCUGCAGAUAUGUCUGUCUGGGCUUUUAUUGUUUAAAUUUCUCUUAUAAAAUUUCGUAUUGAUCGGAAGUAAAUUUUACAUAGCUGAUGUAAGGACCACUCUGCCAUAGCCUGUCCUGUGCUAUAACAUUCAUUACACAGCAGCUUUCUUUCCCACAAU